Spinacia oleracea (spinach) is the source of this 1455-nucleotide messenger RNA. RefSeq names its product ubiquitin carboxyl-terminal hydrolase 2. Gene Ontology annotation, biological process: protein deubiquitination; ubiquitin-dependent protein catabolic process. Gene Ontology annotation, cellular component: cytoplasm. The record is from RefSeq and is a predicted model, not a curated record. The transcript is spliced from 6 exons. The coding region runs from base 177 to 1190 and encodes 337 amino acids. NCBI's taxonomy places the organism in Eukaryota, Viridiplantae, Streptophyta, Magnoliopsida, Caryophyllales, Amaranthaceae. Gene Ontology annotation, molecular function: cysteine-type deubiquitinase activity.
GCCCCGUUCACCUGACUCACCUCUACACUGAGAAAUUAUCUUCUACCUUUCUAAACCAGCAAUUUUCUCUCUCCUCUCGGGGUUUAGGUCUUCCAUAGUAGCACGACGCAAAAGCAGCUUCACAAAGCUUCCUUGUUCUAGAUUUCACUCUUCAGGUCAUCCAUCCAUCUUCAAUCAUGUCGUGGUGCACAAUCGAGUCUGAUCCUGGUGUUUUUACGGAGCUUAUACAGCAAAUGCAAGUGAAGGGACUUCAGGUUGAAGAACUGUAUUCCUUAGAUCAGGAGACCCUGGACAGUCUACGGCCUGUAUAUGGCUUGAUAUUCCUGUUUAAAUGGCGUCCCGGGGAGAAAGAUGAUCGUCUUGUAAUCAAAGAGCCAAAUCCCAACUUGUUCUUUGCUAGCCAGGUUAUUAACAAUGCAUGUGCCACACAAGCAAUUUUGUCAAUUCUUCUAAAUUCUCCGGAUAUUGAUGUUGGCCCCGAGCUGUCAAAUCUGAAAGAGUUCACCAAGAAUUUCCCACCCGAACUUAAAGGUCUAGCUAUCAACAACAGUGAAGCCAUUCGCACAGCACAUAAUAGUUUUGUUAGACCCGAACCCUUUGUCCCCGAAGAGCAGAAAACUGCAACCAAAGACGAUGAUGUCUACCAUUUCAUAAGCUAUUUACCCUUCGAAGGAGUCUUGUACGAGCUAGAUGGGCUGAAGGAGGGGCCCGUUAGCCUUGGCCCUUGUCCCGGGGGACAAAAUGACUCGGACUGGCUGCAAAUGGUCCAACCUGUUAUCCAAGAACGCAUCGAGAGGUACUCGAAGAACGAGAUAAGGUUUAAUCUCCUGGCCGUUAUAAAAAACAGGAAAGAGCUGUAUACCGUGGAGUUGAAGGAGUGUCAGAGAAGGAGAGAGCGCCUUUUACAGCAAAUCACUGCUGCGGAGUCAGGGCCCGGAUUACCAGACAACAAGAAAGUUGAAGAACUUCAGAGGCAACUUGCUGAAGUAAAUGUGGGUAUUGAAGCUGCUACGGAGAAGAUUGUAAUGGAGGAGGAGAAGUUCAAGAAUUGGAGAACAGAAAACGUACGCAGGAAACACAAUUAUAUUCCGUUUUUGUUCAAUUUCCUGAAGAUACUUGCAGAGAAGAAGCAGUUGAAGCCUCUGAUAGAGAAGGCACAGCAGAAGAAAGUAAGCAACCCCAGUAGUUGAUGUGCUUCCGAUUCUGCGAAAUCUGGGGGAAGGUCUGGGUUGUCUUGUUUUAUUUGUGAAUUAAGAGAAUGAUCCAUAACUAUUCCUCCUGUACUCCCAAGGAUAGAUGCUUAAUGUUUCUGUUUAAUUAGUGAACUGUUUCAGGCUUUGCCAAUUGUUGUCAGAGUUCAGCGAACUUCAUCUUUUAAGUUGAAGUCUCUGAUAUGCCUUUUUAAGGUCUUUUAAUCUUUUAUAGAUGAAGUCUGAUCUAAAGAGCAUUCUAAUC